AUGGCAAAAAUCAUGAUGGCCCCCAAAUUGGUUAUGUGCGACAGACGACUUCCUUGUUUUGAUAACUAUUUUGAUAAGGCUCUGAUGUAUCUCUGGCCACGUUUCAAGGUAGUGUUUGACAUGUAUCUUCAAAGCUUAUAUCAGUGCGAUGCGCAAACAAUAUGGAUAGAUGGUACCCAUCCACACCAUAUUGCAAGGUGCUACGUGGAGUUCACAGCAUCCCUUGUUCAACUUAAUGCUGAAUGCGGAGAUGGUCAGCUUGAUAUGAACUUCGAACGCUUGCAGUCAGCUAUUGAUGUCCUACUUAUUAGGCUUGCCCAAACUUUUACAACUACCAAGCUGCAGCACCUUUUUCUUUUGAAUAAUUAUGACAUGGCCAUCUCUGUCCUCAAGGAAGCUGGUGAUGAAGCCAAAAAACUGCAAAGAUACUUUGAAGAGAAGUUAGAAACUAACAUGAUGGCUUUUGUGGAUGAUUUGCUCAUGGAACAUUUCAGUGACUUACUUCGGUUUGUGAGGAGUCAUGUUUCGGAAGACUUGGUAUCUUACACCGAUGACACCAAUAUUGCUGAUGUUGAGCCAGUUGUGAAGAACUUUGCCAUGAAGUGGAGAACUGCUCUAGAGCUCAUGCACAAUGAAGUCAUAACUUCUUGUAGUAACCUUUUGUCUGGGAUGGCAACUCUAAAAGCAGCAAUGACCCAGUUGCUUAAUGACUAUAACAGGCUCUCAGAAUGGGAAAAAUAUCCGUCGACCGUCAUGUGCAAGCGAUCCUCCAAGAUACAUCUGGAUCUGAACAUGUAUGGUCAUAUAUCGUCCAAGGUGCGGUGCAGUCCUGAGCAACUCGCCGAGUCGGCGAUACGUCCCGCCUCCUGCGGGAAUAAAGCCCGCCCCGGCCGGCCGCAACCAGGGGACAGCAGACCGCGGCGCAACCCCACCACCCAGCACCCAUCCACUGGGCCGAAAAGCGGCGGCCGGAGCAUCCCCUCGCCCUCGCCGCCGUCCGGUCUCCGUGACCACGACCGUACCGGGCUACCGGCUCUGUGGGAGAGGAGGGUGUGGGCCUGUGGCUACACCGCUACAGCACAGUGCCGGCGUGGGGCGUGUCAUGUCGCCCGCUUUUGGUGCUUAGCUAACCAUUACAGCGUUUUGGUGGAUCACACCUUUCCAAACCGUGAACCAUCUCUUGUUCUUGAAUCGGUGCAUCAACACUACAGGACACCGGAGAAAGCGAACUUUGGUAGGAUAAAGAACCAUCUCUUAUUCUUGAAUUGGUUGGUAGUGAAAUAA
Miscanthus lutarioriparius is the source of this 1284-nucleotide messenger RNA. The record is from the annotation of a GenBank genome assembly. Lineage: Eukaryota; Viridiplantae; Streptophyta; Magnoliopsida; Poales; Poaceae.